AUGUCGACCCCAGCGAGCCGGAGGCAGUCAAGGGGAUCGAACGGUGCUCUUGGAAACGCCAUGAGAGUCGUAAAGCCAACGAGUGCUAGCAAUAGCCCGAGGAACAACCUCAUGCAGCAGCGUCGACGGACCAUGAUGAAUGAUCUUGUCUUGCAGCAGAGAGCUCAGCAAAUGUUGGACCAGCCGUAUUUGCCUACGCCCGGCCCGGAGGUCUUUGCCAACAAUUACUACGAGCCCGUCAAGAGGACAGCCCGGCCCGUCAGCUGGCACCCCUCCACACAACUACCUCAGACAUAUCAACUCUCGUCCUUGCCGGCUCAACAACAGCAGCAGCAGCAGCAGCAGCAGCAGCAGCAGUCUUUACAGUUUCCAUUCCCAAACUACUGUGACUACGACUUCAGCGCGCCUCCCGUGCAGAUGCCCCCCACACCUGCCGCCUAUUCAGCAUACAGCUCACCUAUCUCAAACUUCUCGCCGUUGGUACUGCCGUCCUACGCUCCCUACGAGAUGCCUCAGACACAGGCCUACGCCUCACCCGCCUGGGACCCUGCUGCUGCUGCGCCCGCUGCAGCCAGCAUGCCAUCUACGGGUCAUACCCAGACACCGGCCUUCAUCCCUGCCACGGUUUACACCCCAGCCUCUGUACCUGGCUAUGUUGAGCCCUCAUAUUCUCCAGCGUCGUGGAUGGACAUCCCAUCUACUGGUUACAGUGUCAACCUGACAACGCCGCCUACUCCGGAGGAUAUGCCCAAUAUUCAGCUCCCGGAACCGGUUGUGAUGAAGCAGGCAUCAGCUGUCUACCCGAAACCCGAAGUCAAGGACGAUGACUACGAUCAGCAGCAGCAGGAUGUGGAGAAUGACGGCGAGGACGGAGAGGAAGAAGAAGGAGAUAUCCUCAUCGGGCUGGGACUUUACGAUCCUCCAGAGAAGCUGGGACUUCUCGGCGCAUCCUUCGAGCCCACCGGCAAGGGACUAAGGCUGGAAGAUGCCUGGGAACCACCAGCGACGGAUGACGAGGAAGAGGAUGAAGAGGAAGAUGGUGAGGGGGAGGCGGACAGCGAUGAUGAGUGAGGGUUCUCUUCUUGAGGACCAAUCUCUAUGGACACUAUGAUUUACGAUUUUGCAUCAUUUGGUUUACGGAGUUCUCAAACUUGGGUAGCAUACGGGUCUAUGACCGGGUGGAGGGGAAGGGUUUUUUUUUUCUUCUUUAUUAUUUCGGUCACAAGGAAAAUUGGACUCGGUAUGAUACCCUGGGAUGGAAGGUAGAGAGGGAGCUGUAUACAACUACAACAAUAUACCACCAGCAACACUGCUGAACGUGUAGGACUUUUUGGUGAUUGAAAGAGAAAUUGAGAAACAUUCUGCAACAUGUCACAGUACCUGCAAGAAAGGAAGAAAAAAAAUCACAUGAGAGUG
Molecule: messenger RNA, 1416 nt
Organism: Cryphonectria parasitica EP155
Lineage: Eukaryota; Fungi; Ascomycota; Sordariomycetes; Diaporthales; Cryphonectriaceae
Exons: 1
Coding region: 1-1071 (356 amino acids)
Source: RefSeq, a predicted model, not a curated record